AGAGAACGAGCCCUAACGAGCCGCAGUUCUUUUUCCGCAGUUCGCCAUGCGAUCCAUGCGCGCGUGGAGUUGGGUCAAUAAGACUCCUGCAUCGUGCUGUGUGUCACGCAGACUCAGGACGUGUGGGCCUUUGGUGCUCCGCAGCUGGCGGACUGCUCCACCGCCAGUCGGCCAACGGCACAUCGGCACUUCUUGGCUGGUCACGCGGGUCGCCGAAGUGUCCCGCGACGAGGUGUCAGUGGCUGACGUGCUGGCAUUCUUGCAAUUUGAGAUCCAUGGCACCUUAGCAAACACGCCGGCGGAAGCGGCCGAGCGCAUUGAACUGAUGGUGCAGGCCGAUUUGGACCCCGACGAUCGGAUCAGGCUGGAAGAUGCAGAGGAGAUGUUGCAUGAGUUGGGCGUGGACCAGGAUCGCUUGAUGGACUUCCUGGUGAAGGAUGGGAAGGAUGAAUAGACUCCUGAGCGACCGCGGUCGCAGCGGGGCCAAUGGAGCCCUUGAUGAUCUUGAUGACAGCUCGAGAAGCGUGAUGAAAAAG
This is a messenger RNA of Durusdinium trenchii, 536 nucleotides long. The record is from the annotation of a GenBank genome assembly. NCBI's taxonomy places the organism in Eukaryota, Dinophyceae, Suessiales, Symbiodiniaceae.